GUCGUUAGUUCCCCCGAGCAAUCGAGUUGUGUUCCCAGCGAUCGAUCGAUCUAGGUGAGCAUCAUGGUUUCCGCCGACGUGGCCCGCAACAUCGUCGGCAUCAUCGGCAAUGUCAUCUCCUUCGGUCUCUUCCUCUCCCCUGUGCCGACGUUCUGGCGGAUCUACAAGGCCAAGGACGUGGAGGAGUUCAAACCGGACCCCUACCUGGCGACGCUCAUGAACUGCCUGCUCUGGUUCUUUUACGGGCUCCCCAUCGUCCACCCCAACAGCACCCUCGUCCUCACCAUCAACGGCAUCGGUCUUGUCAUUGAGGGCGCCUACAUCAUCAUCUUCAUCAUCUAUGCGGCUAAGAACACAAGGUGGAAGAUGCUGGGCGUGCUCGCCCUCGAGGCGGCGUUCGUGGCUGCCGUGGUGGCCGGCGUGCUCCUCGGUGCCCACACCCAUGAGAAGCGCUCCAUGAUCGUAGGCAUCCUCUGCGUCAUCUUCGGCUCCAUCAUGUACGCCUCCCCGCUCACCAUCAUG
Triticum dicoccoides is the source of this 522-nucleotide messenger RNA. RefSeq names its product bidirectional sugar transporter SWEET6b-like. The record is from RefSeq and is a predicted model, not a curated record. Gene Ontology annotation, biological process: carbohydrate transport. Gene Ontology annotation, molecular function: sugar transmembrane transporter activity. Gene Ontology annotation, cellular component: membrane. The annotation marks the transcript as partial. The transcript has 3 exons. Lineage: Eukaryota; Viridiplantae; Streptophyta; Magnoliopsida; Poales; Poaceae.